This is a messenger RNA of Penicillium cinerascens, 1839 nucleotides long. RefSeq names its product putative mRNA cleavage factor complex component Pcf11. NCBI's taxonomy places the organism in Eukaryota, Fungi, Ascomycota, Eurotiomycetes, Eurotiales, Aspergillaceae. The transcript is spliced from 5 exons. The coding region runs from base 1 to 1839 and encodes 612 amino acids. The record is from RefSeq and is a predicted model, not a curated record. Gene Ontology annotation, molecular function: RNA polymerase II complex binding; mRNA binding. Gene Ontology annotation, cellular component: mRNA cleavage factor complex; cytoplasm. Gene Ontology annotation, biological process: termination of RNA polymerase II transcription.
AUGUCUGGACUCGUCUCCGACGAGGUAGCCGAGGACUACAAGAACUCCUUGGAGGACCUUACCACCAACGAUCGUUUUCAGAUCAGCAACUUGACCGUCAUAGCCAAAGAAAACACGGAGCAUGCGAUGGCGAUCUCGAGGGUUUUGGAGAAUCACAUUCGAUCAACACCACCGCCGCAGAAGCUGCCGGCUCUGUAUGUAGUCGAUUCCAUCGUCAAGAAUGUUGGAACCCCCUACACGCUCUUUCUGGGACGGAACAUGUAUCAGACCUUCAUGAAUGCGUACUCCUUGGUCGACCAACAAACACGUCGCAAGCUCGAUGAGAUGCUCAGGACGUGGAAGGAGCCCGUGCCGGGCUCUUUGGAUACGCGCCCAGUCUUCCCUCCAGAUGUCACUCGCAACAUCGAGAGCGCCUUGAUCAAAGCACGCACCGCCAUUCUCGAGAACCAGAAGAGCCGUCAGCCGGAUAUGCUUCGGCCCCGCGGAGUUGUUACUCCGACUGGAUGGGCCAACAGCCCUACACCACCGGGCAUGCGACCGAACCAACCUACUGCCGGCAACGGGGCGGGCCUUAGCACUUCGACUCCUCCUUAUGGUCAUCGCCCAGAUGUCCAGCUCGAAUCACUCAAUCGGGACCUGGAGGCUUUGAUCGCCUCGGCAAGGAAUGACUUUGCCAACAGUCCCUUUAAUCCCACCUCUCAACAACGCCUGAAGGCAUUGCUCGACCUUCAGAGGAUUUUGCAAAACCAGCAGCUUCCUCCCGAUCAGUUGAAAGCGGUCCGCGACCAGCUCGCUACAUAUGCAAUCCCGCCAGCUCCUGUCCAGAACCCCGCCCCGGCGCCUCCAGCUCCGGUUCCUACACCUCCCACGUUGCCUGCCUCACAACCGCUGUCGCAACUUUUGAACUCUGAGACCCUCGCAGGGCUUCUCAAAGCAACGGCUGGUAAUCAACAACCGACACCUCCGCCGCAAUUCCCUACCAUUCCCCAAAUGCCAACUACCAGCACACCGCAGCCUGCCGAAAACCCUCUAAUUGCAGCCCUCAGGCUGCGUGGGCUGCUGCCUUCUGCAUCUGCACCGCCGUCCUUGGCCUCUGGGACACCACCGAUGGGAGGCUCCUUGCCAUUUAUGAUUCCCGGUCAAUUACAAUCUACACCUCCCGCCUCAACACCACAAGCAUCAACUCCGUCUUCAUCUACGGUUCCCAUGAACACCGCAUCUAUGAAAAUCCCUCGAAUCACUCUUGUUGUUUCGCUUUACGAGGCGAAACCCAACCGAUGUGGCACUUGUGGCCGGCGCUUCCCCGCUACGGAUGAAGGGCGAGAAAAGAAAGCCCGUCAUUUAGACUGGCACUUCAAGACCAACCAGCGCAUGGCUGAUGCUACUAAGCGAGCUCAGACGCGCAGCUGGUAUGUCGACGAAAGGGAUUGGAUCAAAUCCAGAGAGCCUAGUGACGAUCAAAACCCGGAAGAUACUGGGGCCACCGCAGAAGGGGCUGCGGGAGCAGAUGGCAGUGCCUCCAAGCAAGGGCCGCCCAAGCCGUGGAUCCGGGCUCCGAAUGAAGCCACUCUCCGCAACACCCCCUGUCCUAUCUGCCAGGAGCAAUUCGAGUCGACCUGGUCGGAGGAUGUGCAAGACUGGAUCUGGCAGGAUGCAGCCAAGGUCGGUAACCGGGUUUAUCACGCCAGUUGUUAUGCCGAAGUAACCAAGGACGGGCCGGCACCACGGGCCUCAACACCGCAAGCACGGACUGGUACGCCGGACUCGAUACUGGGCAAGCGAAAGGCAGAGGGUACGGAAUCUCCAGGACAUAAAGUACGUGUCAAGACGGAGCCGUGA